Racocetra persica is the source of this 227-nucleotide messenger RNA. The record is from the annotation of a GenBank genome assembly. Lineage: Eukaryota; Fungi; Glomeromycota; Glomeromycetes; Diversisporales; Gigasporaceae.
UAACUCUCGGUCUUUAGCGAACGAGUCAGAUCGCGCUGGUUUAUUAGCUGGUUCUGAACAUGUUAUAGAACUCUCGGUUUUACCUCCAAAAUGGGUAGAUAUAGUCGAAGAGGUUGACGAUGAUAUUAGUCAAAUAAAGAGUCUUAUUCCAACAUUAGAAUCAUUACAUAGAAAACAUGCACUACCGGGAUUUGACGAUCGAACAGCAGAAGAAAGAGAGAUAGAAC